Molecule: messenger RNA, 1725 nt
Organism: Medioppia subpectinata
Lineage: Eukaryota; Metazoa; Arthropoda; Arachnida; Sarcoptiformes; Oppiidae
Source: the annotation of a GenBank genome assembly
AUGGGAAUGAUUAGAUGUCAUUUACGACAUAUUCAACGAAUCGGUGCCAGAAAUAUAAGACUGGGAUCUGAAGAGUCGAUUGAAUCCAAUGGCAAACACAAAAGUAGUGAUGAAUUGUUUGGUUUUUGGUUUGCAUUUUAUAACACCAACGAAGAGCUUCUCUACGAAAGCGAAACCAUUUUCAAUACAAGUCCCGAUUGGAAAGGUCUCGAGAGCUGCUCUUUGAGACAUUCAACUAUCAGUGAACUAACAAUUAGGCUCUACUCCUGUCAUACGAUGAACAACACAAGCAUUAGAGAUGACAUGUCUGUCCAAUGUAUGUCUAGUGAACUACUAAUUGAAUGGAGAGUCCAUUUGAAUGGUUUGGUAUUUAUCGGCGAACAAAUACCUAAAGAUAAGAGAUUUAAAAGCAAUACAAUUAUUUUGGGUCUAAUGGAAGGCUUCUAUACCAGUGUUGACUCUAUAGCCAGCGAUGAGUUACUCAAUCAGUUAUGUCUUCGUCGGCAAACCAUCACUGUUUCGGACGCAACAGUUUUGAGGCACUCUUAUUGUCUGAAUGUGUUAUACAGAAUAGAAAUGAUGCAAAGAGUUAUCACUCAAACACUUGAUCUAAUGACAAACAGACGCAACAAAUUGGAGCAAUUAUUGGCACAAAUGCUCGAUAAAAGUGAACUCAAAUCUAAAGUAGAGUUAAUGGAAGUGAAAGUGAAGAAUCUGGAGAAAGAGCUGGUUUUGUCGAAACACAAACUCAACACUUGUCGAGUAACUAAAGCUAAGAAUGAGAGUGAGAUUUGCGAGAAAGGGAUCGAUAUGUUGAACAAAAUCCAGGAUCUGAAGCAACAAAAGGAGAAAAUGUUUGUCAAGAAAGAAAAGUUAGAUCAGACCAAAGACAAGGCCAUCAAAUGCAGGACUCAACUCACUAAUAGACGCCACCAAUUAAUGCAUGAUAUUUGCAAUAUAUAUCCUUUGGUGCCAUUUCCUGAUGGAAACGGAGGUUUCUCUAUAUGUGGCGUACAUUUACCCGAUUCUGAGCACUUUGAUGGACACGACGACACUAUGAUAUCCAUAGCCAUUGGAUACGUAACACACAUUUUAGUCAUGAUUUCGAGACUAUUAGACGUAACCCUCAGAUAUAAUAUGAUAUAUUUUGGGUCGCGUUCUUCAAUUGUGGACCAUUUAAACGAUAAAAUUAGUGAAAACGACCGCAUCUUUGCAUUGCAUUCCAAGAGUGGAAAAGAUAGGCUUCACUUCAAAUAUGGAGUCUUCCUUAUGAAUAAAAAUAUCGCUCAAUUGAGACACUAUUUAGGCCUUCAAACAAAGGAUUUAAGUGCAACGCUUCCCAAUCUCUAUACUUUAUUCAACGAGCGAUUAGUUUCUUUGAAUAUAGACUCAACAUUUGAAUCGCCAGUCAAUCGAUGCGAUGUUCCCAAUAGUGGCCCAAAUGGACACUCUGAUGACUACUUACGAAGAGAACUGGAAGUAAUGUUGAAUCAUAACCAUCUUCUAGAGGCCGGUCCUUCCAAAGCAAAUGCUAUACGUUUAAGAAAUCUGUCAAAUGUUUCAAAUAAAGCGAUUGCCAUUAAGAGCGAGAGCCGAAGCAUUAGUCGAUCUCUGGACAAAGGUUUAAAUGAAAUGGUAGCCAAUACGAGCUCUAAAACAACUACCGAUUCAUACCCUACCAUGAGAAUCAAAUGUCUUGCUGUCAGGGAUGUGAUGAACAAAUAA